CCCCACGCGGCACAUCCCUCGGCUCCCAGUGCGGGAAAGCGAGAUCCUUCCGCGGCUCCUCCUCCCUCUCGACUCUCCCCUUUCCCCUUCCCGUUCCGGACGCCCUGGCGGCCCAACCCCGGGAUCUAGGCCCGGCGGCGGGGCUCCGGUUGACGCAGGGCGCGUGAAAAGCGCCCGCCCGCCGGGCCGGAAGGUCGCAGCCGCCGCCGGCUCCGACCUCCGCCAAGCCUUCCUUCCCCCUCCCCCGCACGCUAAGACUACACGGCCGGGGGGCCGGGCGGGGGGCACCUCCGGAGCCGCGCGCGGCCUCGGCCCGCAAUUUCCGGAGCCGGGCCCCCGCAGCCGGAGCCGGGACGCUGCUGGAGGGACAAAGAGCCCCACGGGGGCAGCGCCCGGAGACUGACAAACGCCUUGCCCUUUAAUCCCUAUUACAUCCCCAUUUUACAGAGCUGACCCUCAGGGUCAGAUGGGUAAAAGUCCCCCCACCCCCAAACUCUCCAGCUCUAACCCACUGCCCCAGCCCUUCCAUGCGGGCGGGCGCUGGGUUCCUCACCCAGGUGCUCAUCACUUUGCCCCCCUGUUACAGUCCUGCUCCAUUCCAGGUGGACCAUUCUAUGGUGUCUCGCCUAUUGCCACUGUCAGGCAGUCCCCCUCAGUAUCUAGCCUGAAGCCCUUAUGCUGCUGCUGCUUCAGCGCAGUGCCUCUGGCUUUGGAGAGAGAUGGAAAAGGAACUCUCCUCUCUCUUUUUAAAAUUUAUUUAUUUUUGGCUGCAUCGGGUCUUCGUUGCUGUGCACGGGCUUCCUCUAGUUGCGAACCCGCGCCUGGUCGUCUUCCAAGAGACCACAGAGGUCAACACCACACAGCUGCCACCCUUCACUACCAGGGGUGAGCUGCUCAACUGGGCGGAUACAAAGGGUCCCAUCACCUCUGCUGCUGAGCUGAACAAUCCCCAAAGCAUCCUCCUCCGUCUGGACCAAGCCCCGAGGUCACCGUCUUCCUGCAGUCUGGAACCCCACAAGGACAUGGGCCACACACUCGAAUGGAGCCCUAACGCCCAGGCCUCCGUCCGGGGCUGCCGCUUGGAAGGUGUGGCCGGCCACAAGGAGGCGCACAUCCUGAGGGUCCUGCCGGGCCCAGAAGCCUGGCCCCGGACGGUGACCGUGAAGGUGGAGCUGAGCUGUGCUUCGAGGGAUCCCGACGCCGCCGUGCUCAUCCUUCAGGGUCCACCCUACGUGUCCUGGCUCAUCGACGCCAACCACAACAUGCAGAUCUGGACCACUGGUGAAUACUCCUUCAAGAUCUUUCCGGAGAAGAACAUCCGUGGCUUCCACCUCCCAAACACAACCCAAGGCCUGCUGGGGGAGGCCCGGAGGCUCAACGCCAGUGUAGUAGCAUCCUUUGUGGAGCUCCCUCUGGCCAGUGUCGUCUCUCUGAGGGCACCCAGCUGUGGCAGUGGGCUGCAGCCCUCACCCACACCGGUCCAGACCACCCCUCCCAAGGAGGGCUGCAACCAGGAGCUGCUCCUGUCCCUGAUCCAGCCCAAGUGCUCCGAAGACGUCAUGACUUUGGUACUCAACAAAGAUCUCAUCUCGACUCUGAGGUGCACCAUCACGAGCCUGACCUUCUGGGACUCCAGCUGCCAGGCUGAGGACAGAGAUGACCAGUUUGUCUUGCGCAGCGGCUACUCCAGCUGUGGCAUGAUAGUGACAGAAAAUGUGAUCAGUAACGAGGUGAUCGUCAACCUCCUGUCAAGCUCAUCACCACAGCAGAAAAAGGUGCAGUGCAUCAACAUGGACAGCCUCUCCUUCCAGCUGGGCCUCUACCUCAGCCCGCACUUCCUCCAGGCCUCCAACACCAUCGAGCUGGGGCAGCAGGGCUUCGUGCAGGUGAGCGUGUCCCCAUCGAUCCCGGAGCUCACGAUCCAGCUGGACAGCUGCCAGCUGAAUCUGGGGCCUGACAUGGAAAUCGUGGAACUCAUCCAGAGCCAGGCAGCCAAGAGCAGCUGUGUGAGCCUGCUGUCCCCGAGCCCUGGUGGUGAUAUGCGCUUCAGCUUCCUCCUCCGUGGCUACAUGGUGCCCAUGCCCACGACUAGCAUCCUCAGCUGCACCGUAGCCCUGCGUCUCAGCACUUGGUCCCUGGACGUCCAGAGGACUGUCUCCACACGCCUGAACGUUGUCAGCCCUGGCCUGCAUGACAAAGGCCUCGUCCUGCCCGCCGUGCUGGGCAUCACCUUUGGCGCCUUCCUCAUUGGGGCCCUGCUCACCGCCGCGCUCUGGUACAUCUACUUGCACACGCGUCACCCCGGCAAGCGGGAGCCCGUGGUGGCGGUGGCUGCCCCGGCCUCCUCGGAGAGCGGUAGCACCAACCACAGCAUCGGGAGCACCCAGAGCACCCCCUGCUCCACCAGCAGCAUGGCGUAGCGCCCAGCCUGGAGUCCUGGGGGCCACCCAGCCAGCCCUUGCCUAACAGGAGAGACUGAGCGGCCACCAGCUGGGAACCAAUGGCCAUGAACUUAUCCUGGGACCCCAGCCCCUCCACUCGAGCAAGGAUGGACAAGGCCCUCUGUGCCCGCCCCUCCCGCCUCCCUCUCCAAGGCCUGCUGCCAGUGGGGGCACCAGCUUGGAACACCUUGGGGUCCCCCCACCCCACCACGAACCUUCAAACCCAGUGGGCCUGGGGUACGGCUGCCCAGGACCACGGAGAGAGAGUCCGCUGCGCUAUAUGUCCACAUUGCUGUAGAAACCCAAGGCCCUGUAGUUUUAACCUGGAUCCAGUACUCGGUGACAUGGGCUGGGCAGGAGCUGAGAACUCCAAAACGGACUCAGCCCAGCCCACCCAGGCUGACAGCGCCUCCUCCAUGGAAACAGCCAGCCCAGAGCCACCUGGACCUGCUCCCAUCGGCCUCUACAUCUGGACUGGCCCAACUUUGACGGGGGAAACAGAAGCCUAGCGGCGCCCAGCCUGGAAGUGAAUGGGGGAGCCUAGCUCCUCCCUGCAACUGUCACAGAGAGACCCCCCACCCCACCCCACCCCCGGGCAGCCAGGCUGCCUGUCCUGGGCCCACCCCUAUAUACUCACCACCAAUAAAUCAGACCAUGAAACCAAUGCUGGCCUGGGCUGA
Messenger RNA from Physeter macrocephalus (sperm whale), 3121 nucleotides. It is a transcript of the gene ENG, whose product is annotated as endoglin. Gene Ontology annotation, molecular function: transforming growth factor beta receptor activity; glycosaminoglycan binding; type II transforming growth factor beta receptor binding. The transcript is spliced from 13 exons. Gene Ontology annotation, biological process: vasculogenesis; cell migration; regulation of transforming growth factor beta receptor signaling pathway. The coding region runs from base 720 to 2420 and encodes 566 amino acids. Gene Ontology annotation, cellular component: cell surface. The record is from RefSeq and is a predicted model, not a curated record. Lineage: Eukaryota; Metazoa; Chordata; Mammalia; Artiodactyla; Physeteridae.